Chara braunii is the source of this 3145-nucleotide messenger RNA. NCBI's taxonomy places the organism in Eukaryota, Viridiplantae, Streptophyta, Charophyceae, Charales, Characeae. The record is from the annotation of a GenBank genome assembly.
GCUGAGAUAAGUUUAGGUCUGCUGAUUGAGCGGUCGCACACGUCUAGCGCCAACUUCAGCGCCGUCUCCAGCGCCAUCUCUUCUGCGCCAUCUCUCUCGCGCCAUCUCUCCCGCGCUAUCUCUACCGCGCCACUUGCGGCAUCAUCUCCAGCGCCAUCUCGAGUUCAGGGGACGGAGCUACGCCCAUUCCUGCGCACAGCCGUACAGUCACGCUGACAGUAAGCGGUCGUCGUCGGGCGAGCCUGGCGCGUGCCGAUCAUUGCAGGCUUUUUGCAGCCAUUUCCGCGAGAUCUGUUUUUUUUUGAAGGGUGCGUGCGAGGGAAGGUUUCUGCUUGCUGGCAGUGCGAGGGAGCCAGGGGGCCAAACUUCUUAUCGCGAAGAUGCCUCGUUCUUCGAAGGGAAGAUCAGGUGGAAUGAUGAGGCGGCCUGCACCUCCCCCAGCUCCUCGUCCAGUGGCACAGGCUCCCCCGCCUGCUGUUCCCCAAAGGGAUGGAGGAGGCUCGCUUCUUGGCGGCAUUGGCUCGACAAUUGCCCAAGGAAUGGCGUUUGGAACUGGGAGUGCUGUGGCGCACAGAGCAGUUGAUGCUGUGAUGGGUCCAAGAGGUGGUGGUGCAGCACCUGCGGCUGCUGCUCCGGAGCCUCUUGCAGCUUCAUCGCCUUUCGGGGGUCAGACAGUUGAUGCGUGUGCUAAUCAGGCGAAGGCAUUUCAAGAUUGUCUGGAGCAUAAUGAUUCUGACAUUGGGAAAUGCCAGUUCUAUAUUGAUAUGCUCACUUCCUGCAGACGCAAUGGGACCAUGUUGCAGUCGUAACGAGGUAUCAACAGUCUUUGGGGUUACCGACACCGGAAUUGCUAUAAGAUGUGGGAGCUCUGAUCUGUCUGUCAUUCUUGAAGAACUUCUGUAUGGCAUCGUUUCGAAUGCCUGCUGUUGUAUCGGAAAGCCUACCCACUCCGUUUUCUCAAGACCUGUGCUUCCCUGUUAGCUUUGGUGAUAUUGAACUGCGGAGACUCUGGCGAGGAGGGGCGUGGCAUCUGGAGAUGGACGCGUUUGUGGAUUUUAGUGUGAUGUUGAAGCCUUCCGGUGACGGGAUACCCCCCCAUCGCGGAGGACGCUUUGCAUGGGGAUUAAGUGGGUGAAAAGGCAACAAACUACUUCAUGUUUCAUGUAUUGUUUUCAAGUUUGUAACAAUAUUGUCGACUUCGCAAUCCUCGAUUGUUGAACCUUCUCAUUCAUGGUGUCAAAAGGCAUGUUUGUUUCCCUGUGUGUUUAUUGAGUGUAAAUACUGCAUUCCUUCCAGUCGGGGGUCUCCCAGGGCAGUACCUUCUCAGCAACUGCAGCUGGGCUUUCCGCUUCUCAGCAGACCUCUAUUUAACUAUCCUAUCCCUCUGGCCUGUUCUACUCUGAACCUUUUCGAUCUCCAUGGUCUGGCACCCUAGGCGGACCAUUGUACGUGUGUGCAUUCUCUCUCUCUCUCUCUCUCUCUCUCUCUCUCUCUCUAUCUCUAUCUCUCUCUCUCUCUCUCUCUCUCUCUCUCUCUCUCACACACACACACACACACACNUCUCUAUCUCUCUCUCUCUCUCUCUCUCUCUCUCUCUCUCUCACACACACACACACACACACACACGCACGCACACACAGGCGUGCGAACACGUUCACACACACACACACAGACACACUCGCGCGCACACACACACAGGAUUGCGAGGUUGGUGUGAGUAAAGUCGACCACUUUUCUCAGGGGUGUCAGAAACUCUGGGCGAUGUGGUGAGUCCUUGUCCAUCAGUCAAAUGAAUCCUGGGUAGACUGUCGGGGUUCAACCUCCUGAUGAGCCGGUGAAAGUCCGACGAAACGAUCUGGCACUCUUAUGCUUCUUAAGUGUAUAGUGAAUAUGAUGACACACGCACACACACAGGGGCACUUAUGCACAUUCUCUCUCUCUCUCUCUCCCUCUCUCUCUCUUUCUCACUCUCUCUCACAAACAUACACAGAUGCAUGCGUGCACGUUUUCUCAUCUCUCUCUCUCUCUCUGUGUGAAAGUCCGAUGAAACAGUCUGGUGCAGUCAUGUUUUUUUCGAGUGUAUAGCGAAUAUGACAAAACACACGCCCAAGCACACACACACACAUACGGGAUUUUCGUGGUAUAAUAUUUGUGAAUAAGAACAAUCUUAAACCUAUAAAGAAAGUACAUGGAUCUAAUUUGUAUAUGCUCAUUCCUUCAAUUAUACUUUCUUUGCUAAGUUCCGUUUUUUUUCUCUUCUAGUACAUGACUAGGGGCAUGCCCUGAGACAGACCCCCGGUAAAUUGCCUGGCGGGUCAUGACUAGGGACUUUUCCUCUUUUUUUUUUAUUGUGGUCCGAUGGACCACGGAUCAGAUAUUAAACCGAUCAGAACAGAUACUACACUUGAUCUUACUUAGCCAAAAGGCCGAGAAAGAUACAGGCUGGAAACCGAAUCUCUGUACUUUUCCUCUCAGCUUGAGGUUGCAUGAUGCCUGAUGAAAGUGUAUAAACUAGAUCCGCCGAAGAUUUGCAAGCCUCAGGAUCCAGCUCUUCAUCUGCUUCUUAUCAUUUGGCCACAAGUGAAACAUCCAGUUGGGUACACAGUUGCAGUGCUCCUGUCCUUUGCUUACAGACAAAGGCUGUGUCUGGUCACUGUGCUGCUCCCAUUGCGUCGGAAACAUAGGUUCUGCCACCGGUUGGCAGUUACAGAGGGACCAUAGAGAUUUUGGUGAGCGACUGUCCCAUGCUGUGACGUCUUGGGUCUGGGUCUUGUAUGAACUUAGUGGCCUCGUUAUUGACCUAGACAAUGAAGAGGACGACUUCCCACAUGGACAUGUCUAUCCGGUGAAGCAGGAAUUCAUCAACUUACGUGCUAUCUAUGUGCAGUGUUAGUAUGAUUCCUAUCAAGGACCUAGCAGGAAUUCUUCCCUUUGAUUUCUUCUGUCUAUUGUCCCGGAAGCUUCCCCUCCUCCCUCCUGCCUCCCCGACAUAUCUUUAGGGCACUUGUUAUCAUGCAACGGCAACUCCCCUGCUUCGAACUUCUCGAAAAACUCCUUCGCUAAUUUGCCUGAGGGAGGGUCACAAGCUUAAGGUGGCUGAAGUACAAGUCAGUUCAACCGCUUGUUUUCGAAUUGCAUAGAUGAC